AUGGCCUCCGCCGACGACCAGGGCCAUCACGGCCCCCCUCCGCUCAAUCUCGCCGGGGUCCAGGUGCAGGUCGACGACUCGCUCAUCGACCCCGCGCUCCACCCCGACUUCUUCAAGGAUGGCAAGUUUGAUGACGAGCUCGCUGCCGCUGCCGUCGUUGCCGCAGCCCAGCAGCAUGAGAUGCUAGUCCAGGGUGUCCACAAUGUCCAGUCCCAGUCUGUCCCCCAGGUCGGUGACCACCAGCCGCAGCCUGGCGGCGUCGACGGCGUCAACGCAAACCUCAACGUCAUGGGCGGCUCAGUCAUGGACGUUCAUGGCAACGUCCACGGCAUGAACGACGGCAUCAACGCACAGAUGGACGGCCCUGUCGGUCCCCCUCCUGGGGAAAUGCUGGAUCUGAAGCCGGAACCGCAGCAGGCGCAGGCUGGUCCAUCCCAACCGUCUCACUUGCACGUGCGCGCCGCCGAAGCGCAGUUUGCGCCAUUCUCACGCCCGAUCCGCACCGAGGGCCAGACCCCGCAUCCUGAGAUGCUCGCGUUCACCAAUCGCGCCGAGUUCGACGUCUGGUUCGAGGGCGAGUCGUCGUGGUGCCACUUCGUGCAGCGGCGAACGACGACACCGCAGAAGCGUGCCGAGGAGCGCCUUCGCGCCCGUGUCAAGGCUCACGAGAAGAUGCUUGCCUCCCUUCCGCCCAGCGAGGCCGCUACUGCACCGCCGUUGAAGCGCCGUCGGCGCAACCGCACGUCUUCGAUCAAGGAGAAGGUUACCUUUACGUGUCACCAUGCAGGGCGCUACGAGGCGAAGCACAGCACGACGCUGCCGCGCGAGAAGCUGCGCCUGAAUACGAAGAAGAGCGUCAAGUGCGACUGCCCUGCGCGCAUCGUCCUGACCGAGAUGGAGGAUGGAGAGUGCAAGGUCUCCUACUUCUGGAAGCACGAGGGACACGACGCCUAUGCCGACGAUGAGCUCGAGUCCGGCCGCCUGCCAAAGGUUAUCGACGAAUGGCUGGUGGCCCAGAUUGAGGCGGGCAAGGAUACGGAUGCGAUUCGCCGCUCGCUCAUGAUGACUGAGGAGGAGAAGAGCGCGUACCUCGCGCAGAUCGCGCAGGACCCGCACAACGUGGACCCCGACAAGCCCCCUGCGCUCGCCCUUACCCUCAAGGUCAAGUACCCCGAUAUCUACAACCGGUUCCGCAAGUUGCGCGGCCCGAUCAAGGACUUUAAGCCACCCAAGAACCCGCGCGGCAACCGGAAGCGGGGCGCCAACUCGUCCAAGGAGCCCGAGAGCGGGGAGAGCGCGACGCCCAAGUCUGGCGAGGCGACCUCAUCCGCAGACGCCGCACCCACCAACGAGCAGCAGGCGCAGGCGCAGGCCCAGGCUCAGGCUGUGCAGGCCCACGCCCAGCAGCAGCAGUUUGGGCCCCAGCCCGUGCAACAGAGCACGAUUGGCGUCGAUAAGGCUCCCGGCGCUGCUGUUCAGCAGAUGGACCAGGUCGAUCAGGUCGACAUUCAGGACAACCUCAUGCAGUACGACAUGGAGGGCUUCUCGCUCUCCGAGGUCGAGGUCGGCGGCCUCGGCUCCUUCCAGGACGGGCUCAGCCACGAGGGCCUUGCGCGCGCUCUCCUCUCCCUCCCCCGUGCUGGCCAGGACGACGGCGGAAUGGGUGCUGCUGGCGUCGAGGAGCUCAACACUGCGCUCCGCAUGGCCGAACAGGACCGCGAGAAGUGGGAGGUCGGCCUGUAG
Messenger RNA from Trichosporon asahii var. asahii CBS 2479, 1743 nucleotides. RefSeq lists its product as uncharacterized. The record is from RefSeq and is a predicted model, not a curated record. Lineage: Eukaryota; Fungi; Basidiomycota; Tremellomycetes; Trichosporonales; Trichosporonaceae. The coding region runs from base 1 to 1743 and encodes 580 amino acids. The transcript has a single exon.